UCAGACAUUAUUAUCUUCACAAAGAAUAUCAUCCUUAAAACGAGCACAUAUCUCUUUGCAAAGACAAGUUCUUGACAAGGCUUAACAAUGGAAAAUGUUAAAGGUAAAAGAGGAGGGGUUGGUGAAAGAUCUCGGUCUAGAGACCAUGUAGUUGAAGAGUUUGUUCCUUCUGCAGUUUGGACAGAGGACUCAGAUUGCCAUUUUCUUCUUGUUGAUCUUCCUGAUUUUGAAAAAGAAGAAGUGAAGCUUCAAGUUGAUCAGUCAGGCCAAAUAACAGUGAGUGGAGAAAGGCUUGUGAACAGCAACAAAUAUAUAUAUUUUGAGAAAGCAUUUAAAUCACCAGAAAAUUCAGAUAUUAACAAGACCACCCAGAAAUUCGAUGGUGGGAUUCUCUAUGUAACUCUCCCAAAAAAACCACAAGUAGAAAAGAAAGAGCCCAAUGACGAGGAAGGCGUCGCCAAAGAUUAUGAUGACAUGCAAGAAAAGGAGGAGAAGACCUGCGGUGAUCAUGAGAGAUCAGGGGAGAGUAAUAUUGAUGGAGAACAGAUCCAAAAGAAGGAAAAGAGCAAGAAAGGCUCGCGUAUAGAUGGUUUCGACAAAGAGAUUGUAGAGAAAUGGGAAGGAGAGUGUUCGCUAUUAGAAAAGGCGACGAAGAUACUAUGCAAAAACAAAGAGGUUUUGCUUACGGCAGCCAUAGCAUUUUCGUUGGGGAUGUUAGUGUCGCGUAAAUUAGGUUCCAAUCAGCAAGAAUGAGCAAACUUUGCUUAUGACUAACACUCUAGUUAUCCUUUUAUUCUGCUUCUCUGUCUGCACAUGCGAUGUGCUGCAUAUUUAUUGGGUAAUUCUCCAUCUCUAAAAUUGAUUAUUUCUUCAAUCUCUAAAUAUUUAGAUAAUUAGUCUCC
Ricinus communis (castor bean) is the source of this 902-nucleotide messenger RNA. Its product is annotated as inactive protein RESTRICTED TEV MOVEMENT 2. Lineage: Eukaryota; Viridiplantae; Streptophyta; Magnoliopsida; Malpighiales; Euphorbiaceae. Gene Ontology annotation, biological process: response to heat; response to hydrogen peroxide; protein folding. The record is from RefSeq and is a predicted model, not a curated record. The transcript has 2 exons. Bases 88 to 753 code for a protein of 221 amino acids.